Messenger RNA from Brachypodium distachyon (stiff brome), 1163 nucleotides. RefSeq lists its product as uncharacterized. Bases 110 to 859 code for a protein of 249 amino acids. NCBI's taxonomy places the organism in Eukaryota, Viridiplantae, Streptophyta, Magnoliopsida, Poales, Poaceae. The record is from RefSeq and is a predicted model, not a curated record. The transcript has 4 exons. Gene Ontology annotation, biological process: snRNA export from nucleus.
CGCCCUUUUCCUUUGUCGGCCGCCUCUUGCCCGGCGCUCCUCGCGUUCUUGCGGCAGGAAGAGGAGACUGGGGAGAGCGUGAGACCCCUCCGUCGCUUGUGGCGGCGACAUGGAGAGGAGCGAGAGCGUCCUAGACGCCGUCCUCGACGACGAAAACUUUGACGGCGAUGACGUUGAGAUGGCCGACGCAGAUGCGGAGGACACCUGUGUGCCUGACGUCCCCACCGCCGGAGUGCGAGGUGAGGACGGCAGUGGGGAGAAGGGAGCCCCGGCGGGCAAGAAGAAGAAGAAGAAGAGGAAGUCCGGGAAGAGGAAGAAUAGGGGGAGGCCUGAUGGGCCGCCCACCAAGAUUGCCGACAUUAAUAGGUUUGUCCUUGACACUUGCAGGCGCUUGAAGGAGAAGAAGUCAUACCUUGUUUGGAAUGCUGUUGGCUGCCUGGGUGUUUCUGCUGUCAGUGAUCUUGUCAGAGAGGUUGAGGCCAUUCAGAAGUGUGGUGGGCAGACGAUUGCUGAUGGAAGUCGUUUCCGGACAGGUGGUGGAGUCCUCUGGAACAUCUUGAAGUCACGAGAGCCAAAGGCGUACAAGGAAAUUAUGUUGAAGGGAAGGGAACUUGAGAAGCAGUUUAUGUAUACCAAAGGCAGAUCACAGAUGAGCAGAAAUGAAGACGCAAGCUCACAGGGCAGUGCGUUAGUUGAUGAGGAAAUCGAAGCACAUGAUGAUCCUGAGCACUUGGUCGAUGUGGAGGAAGCACCUCCUGAUAACAAAGCUGAACCUCGUAAACCAGUAGCAGACAGAAUUCGUGUGCCUGUUGCUUAUGAUGAUCUUUUCGAGGAGGGAGAGAUACAUGAAGAACAAUAAAAUUAGUAUUUGGAAUUGGAAGGAUUUGCCCUGUUAUGAUCUGCGAGCCUUAAUUCUGCAAAGAAAGCAAGAUGCAGAAUGUAAUCAAGAUUGCGGGAAUGUAUGUAUGAACCUUGCCGUGGAGCAUCUUUUUUAUUUUUCUUCCAGGGAUUCCAAAAUUUUCCCACUUGUGAGUGUGAAAAAGCAGUAAGGCAUGCAAUUAUGCAACGGUUAGAUCUCUUGUUACGAGGAGUGGAAGUCGUAGGAACAACAUUGAUACUAAAGUCAAUACUGAAUGGAAACUAUGAUUUUGCAGUCGACUAAA